GUUUUGGCUCAAGCUGUUGCAGCUUGACCUGUCCGGCGGGUUCCGCCGAUCCGUAUGCAAAUAGUUCAUCGCCUGUCGACCGUACUACUUGAGCCAGGAUGGGCGAUGGCUGCGCGGAGGGCGCGGGGAGCCCCCUUGCGGGCACGAUCGCCGAUAUGUCGCAGUACGGCUCGCUCACCACCCAGGUGAACGCGCCGCACAUGAUCUCCAAGAUGAAGUCCAAAAAGCUCUUCCCGGACUUGCAGGCCAAGGGGGCGCACGAGGAAAGCCAGAUCGUGACGUAUGACCAGCACUCCAUAAGCGACAUGAGGGUUCUGGUGUGGCCAUGGGUUGCCGGGUCCAUCUUCCGGAGGCGGAAGAUUUGGUGGCAGAUCGCGGCGUAUUUGGCUCUUGUGGUGCUUCUCACUUUCUCGCUGCUCAUGAUCAUGGAAAAGCCUUACGUCAUCGAUUACCAGACCGCCUCAGCAUUGUCUGCGUACUUCAACGUGUUCCUGCCAUUUCUUUUUGGCAUCUACCUGAACAACGUUUUUACACGUUGGUGGACUAUGCGCACCUUGGGUAUCGGCGACCUCAACAACUCUGUGAACAACCUGUGUGUCAUCGUGGCCUCGCACCUGAGGGGCCCAGAAGGCGUUUGGCCCAGGCGCCUGCUCGUGCGGUACGGGCUCUUGAGCCUCGAGCUCAUCUACCGCGCCGCCCGGAAUACCGACGGUGACUUGUCGGAUUUGGUCAGCAGCGGGUCACUGUCGCAGAGCGAGGAGAAAUCCUUGGUCGAUCUGCCUGGUCCGGUGAAGGGGCAGGCGGUGUGGGCCUGGGUGCAGAUGCUGAUGGACGACCAGUUCCGGAUGCAGCGGAUCCCUCGAGAGCUCAACAUGCCGGUGCAGAAUGAAAUCAUCAAGGGCCGCACUGCCGUGAAGACUAUCUUCACGCACCUGAACACGCCGAUGCCGUUUGCGUACGUGCAUCUGAUGGCAUGCCUGGUGCACGUGAACCUGCUCCUUCUGGUGCUGCAGGCAGGCAUGGUAUGCACACAGGCCAUCGGGAAGAUUUUGCUGCUGAAGUCCAAAACAGAGACGAAAGAGCACCUGGAGGCUGUCGGCGUCCACGAGGACGGCGCGGCCGGCAUGCACCUGUUCGCGCAGGUGUUGCUCGUUGUGAUGGUGCCCAUGCUCUACCUGGGCUUCCUGGAGCUCGCCUACGAGAUCACGGACCCCUUCGGUACUGAUCACAACGACUUCCCCCGGGCGAUGAUCCACAACACCAUGCAGGACGAGUGCGAGGGCAUCUUCAAGGCAGCAGAGGCACCGCCUGCGGAGCUGGCCUCGGUGCUCAGGGCGCCCGCCGCUGCUCCGGGAGCUGAGCCGUCCGCGGACCGGGUGUAGGUCCCCGGUCGUGCCCUCCGCCAUCGUGGCGUGAGCGUUGCACGAAUGUUGCCAUUUGCCUAUUGGUCCACCCCUCGGACACGCUGUAGUGCCAGGGCGGACGGGCGGCCCGCUCAGGCGAGCCGCUGCCCAUGUGUGCCACCAACGCCGCCUUCUUCGCCGAUGGCGAGGAGAUUCGGCCGUGGCCUGUAGGACGUAGCCAGGCCACUCCCCCUGUUAUGGCUGGUCGGGUAGCCUCGCGGAGAGAUCCCCGCAAUCAGUGUGCCAGCUUCGGCUCCCCCUUCUCUGGCCUUCUCUAGGCCCGCCCCCUGGCGAGCAGACGGGACCGCUGCCUUUUCCGCACCUCGGCGAGCGGUGCGGCGAGCGGGCGGCUGCAAAAACAGAUACACCCUAGACGAUG
Messenger RNA from Prorocentrum cordatum, 1782 nucleotides. NCBI's taxonomy places the organism in Eukaryota, Dinophyceae, Prorocentrales, Prorocentraceae. The record is from the annotation of a GenBank genome assembly.